This is a messenger RNA of Polistes canadensis, 1342 nucleotides long. It is a transcript of the gene Dnali1, whose product is annotated as 33 kDa inner dynein arm light chain, axonemal. Lineage: Eukaryota; Metazoa; Arthropoda; Insecta; Hymenoptera; Vespidae. Gene Ontology annotation, cellular component: filopodium; axoneme. Gene Ontology annotation, molecular function: dynein heavy chain binding. The transcript is spliced from 6 exons. The coding region runs from base 155 to 919 and encodes 254 amino acids. The record is from RefSeq and is a predicted model, not a curated record.
AUUUGAAAUGUGAAUAUAUUUACUGUUAUAUCAAUGUUUCUAUGGAGAUAAUUUUCCUUAGCUAUGUGCAUUUGGUACCACAUCGAAAAAGAGUUAAACAUCGUAAUCUUGAUAAUUACACUUAUAAAAGUAAAGAUUUAAUUAUAUUAUUAUAAUGGCAACAUCAGUUAAAGAACGUAUUGUUCCUGCUGUAGAUACUCUUGUUAAAUAUGACAAUCCUAUUUUGGUUACAACUCAUCCAGAAAAAGUACACAAAGAGCCAAUGCUGGGUAAAGUAGGUUCUACUCUUUGUAAAGUUCAAACAACUCUUCCUACAGCUGAUGUACGUCGUGAAACUGGUGAAAUUUUAAAUGGAAUUUUACCGCCUAAAGAAUGGGAAGAAGAUGGACAAAUUUGGACGCAGCAAGUUUCAAGUACUCCUGCUACAAGAUUGGAUGUUAUUAAUCUACAAGAACAGCUUGAUAUGAAAUUGCAACAGAGACAAGCAAGAGAAACUGGAAUUUGUCCUGUACGCAGAGAACUUUAUACGCAAUGUUUUGACGAAUUGAUACGACAAGUUACAAUAAAUUGUGCUGAGCGUGGUUUGCUAUUACUGAGAGUAAGAGAUGAAAUCAAAAUGACUCUGGCUGCUUAUCAAACUUUAUAUCAGAGUAGUAUUGCAUUUGGAAUGCGAAAAGCACUUCAGGCUGAACAAGGCAAAGAAGAUUUAGUUGCAAUUGCGGAUGAAUUACGACAACAAAAAAUACAAUUAGAAAAUUCACUGACAGAAUUGAGGCACAAAUUUGAUUUAACAGAAAGAAGAUCUGCGGAAUUAAGAGAAGCAGAAGAAAAGAAAUACACGGAAGAAAUUCAAUUUCUGAAAAAAACGAAUUUGCAAUUGAAGACUCAAUUGGAGGGUAUUAUAGCGCCAAGAAAAUAAAUAAUAACCAUACCUACAAUUAUUUAUGACACAUUCAUCAUGAUAAAAUAUUUACAAAGUCCAAUUAGGACUCCAUAUGAAAAUACGAGAACCCAUCACUCGCAUAUGGUGGUUUCUUAUGAUUAAUAGUCCUGCAGCACUUCCUGUGGUAAUUUUUUCGAUAUCUUGAAAACGAUUGAAUACACCUGGGAUGUGGUGUAUUGUUCUAAACCCCUAUACAACUAACUAAGACAUCGUGGAAUAUAUAUAUGACAUUUUUAAAGAUAAAUAUAUUUAAAAUUAAUAUAUAACUAUUUAUAUUAUGAUAAAUACAAACUAUUUUUUAAUAAGUUUUUGUUCAUCAAUGAUAUACUGCGUUUACAAAUUCGUUUAUAUAAUAUUAUAAAAUGUAUAUCGAUUUUUUUUUAUUAGAGAAUACAAUUA